This is a messenger RNA of Hypomesus transpacificus, 4370 nucleotides long. RefSeq names its product chondroitin polymerizing factor a (gene chpfa). The transcript is spliced from 5 exons. The coding region runs from base 191 to 2452 and encodes 753 amino acids. Gene Ontology annotation, molecular function: glucuronosyl-N-acetylgalactosaminyl-proteoglycan 4-beta-N-acetylgalactosaminyltransferase activity. Gene Ontology annotation, cellular component: Golgi cisterna membrane. The record is from RefSeq and is a predicted model, not a curated record. NCBI's taxonomy places the organism in Eukaryota, Metazoa, Chordata, Actinopteri, Osmeriformes, Osmeridae.
UGACGUCCAUUUCGUUUGGGCGGAGCUAGUUAGAGAGACUACUGACACGUAAGAAUCUUGCAUUAAUUUUAAGGAAGAAGCAACAUCUUUUAAGUUUAUUUACGUAUCUGGCUUGAUGUAUUGGCCGUAAGACAUCCAUACCUUUGGUCAGUUGUAGGCGACUCAGGACUGACAACAACCGACCAGUAAAAUGAGAUUUUCAAUGUUUAUAUCUCUGUUGAGGCCCAUCGGCCCAGUCAUCGUCGGUAUCUCUUUGGGAUUUACCUUGAGUUUACUGAGUGUGAAUUGGGUAGAAGAAUCUUGCGUUCUCGAUGGUAAAUCAAGUGGUGAACAUUUAUCCCAAGAUGGUAAUCUUAAAGGUGCCAGAAAACCGAACUCGAUCUCUACGGCCAACGAUUGGGAACACGAGGAAGACUUCGAGCCAAGAAUUGUUCCAUAUAAACCAGUUCAACAAAGCCAACCAAAGAAACUUUUUAGGGCCAAGUACAUUAGCACAGAGCUGGGUAUCCGCGAGCGUCUGUUCGUCGGGGUCUUGACAUCCAAGAACACCAUCAACACCCUGGGUGUGGCUGUAAACCGCACCAUUAGCCACCACCUGGACACAGUGGUCUUCUUUACGGGCACACGCAACCGCAAAGUUCCCCAUGGAAUGUUCGUUGUCACCCACGGUGACGAGAGGCUUAUAUGGAACAUGUUCCAGACCAUCAAGUACAUCCUAGAGCACUACAUCAACGAGUACGACUGGUUCUACCUUGUCCAGGACGACACCUACACUGAGGCAGACCGGGUCAAAGCCCUGGUGGGGCACCUGAGCAUGGACCGGGAGCUAUACAUGGGGAGCCCAGAAGAGUUCAUCGGCGGGGAGAUGGAGGGGAGGUAUUGCUAUGGGGGGUUUGGAUACCUCCUCUCCCGAACCCUGUUGCUCCGGCUCAAGCCCUUCCUGGAGAACUGUCGUAACGACAUCCAGAGCUCCAGGCCUGACGAGUGGCUAGGGAGAUGCCUCAUUGACUACGCCAACACCAACUGUGUUGAUGAACACGAGGGUCUGCAGUAUGACCAUUACAAACUGGGCAAGAAUGCUGAUCCAAGUACAGAGGAGAACGUGCAGUUCAAGAAUGCCUUAACCGUUCACCCAGUGUCUGACCCGGAGCAGAUGUACCGGCUGCACAGACACUUCACUAAGAUAGAACUUCGGAGGACUUACGACGAGAUCACCAAGCUGCAGGCCGAGAUCAAGAAUGUCAGUAAGGUUGCAUUCGAUGGAAACCGGAGUUCCCAGUGGCCAGUGGGGAUCAGCCCUCCCUUUGAGCCCAAGUCUCGGUUUGAGGUUCUCAGGUGGGACUACUUUACAGAGGAGCAGAUCUACUCCUGCAUCGACGGUUCCCCCAAGUGCGAGCUGCGUGGGGUUGACCGCCUAGAUGUGGCGGAUGUCAUUGAUGUGGCAAUGGGGGAGCUGAACAAGAAGUACAAGCCGGUCCUCCAUCUGAAGAAGCAGCAUCUCGUCAAUGGCUACAGGCGCUUCGAUCCGACCCGAGGAAUGGAGUACACUCUGGACCUGCAGCUGGAGGUGGUCAACCAGAAAGGCCGUAGCAGAUCCAUCACCAAAAGGGUCCAUCUGGUGCGUCCCCUGAGCCGUAUUGAAAUCAUCCCCAUGCCCUAUGUCACGGAGGCCACUAGGAUCCACAUCAUCUUACCUUUGAACCUUCAGGACCAAAACGACGUCAACCAUUUCUUGGAAGUGUUUGCCUCGAAUGCCUUCGAGACCAGCGAAAACACCAUCCUAACGUUCUUGUUUAUCUAUGACCCACUAGAGGCCCAACAGGUCAACCAGAACGACAUAUUUGCAGGCGUGAAGGCCCAGAUCAAUGCCUAUGAACACAAGUACCCCACGGUGAAGAUCCCAUGGAUCAGUGUGAAGACGGAAACCCCUUCCCAGAUCAAGUUCAUGGACAUAAUCUCCAAGAAGCACCCAUUGGACACUCUGUUCUUCAUCGCGAACGUCAACACCAAUGUCAAUGCUGAGUUCCUCAACCGUUGCCGAAUGAACUCCAUCAACAACUGGCAGGUGUUCUUCCCCAUUCACUUCCAGGACUACAACCCGGACCUGGCCUACCACAACAUGCAGCCCCCAGCCACCAUUGACCUGGUGAAGGACGCAGGCCUCUUCGACCGCAGCUCCUUUGAGGAAGCCUGCUUCUACAACUCUGACUACAUGACAACGCGGACACACAUGGCCGCCGAUGUGCAGGAGAACGAGGAGAUCCUGGAAACCCUGGAUAUCUAUGACAUGUUCGUCAAGUACUCAGUCCUGCACGUGUUCAGGGCGGUGGAACCCGCCUUGCACCAGCAGUACCGAUACCAGGCCUGCAACCCGAGGCUCAGUGAAGACAUCUACCACAGGGCAAAUGUGCUGUCCAUAUCAGAGAGAUGUUGGAACCAAAUGUGUGGAUGAUUCCACAUUAUCAAGCGAGGAGCAUAAGCUUUGUCAUGACAGGUCACCUUUGACAUGGUUGUUUUACACUACAAAGAUUCCUUACGGGUAUGGCUUUAAGAUUUACAGCUUUCGAUACUUGCCUGUUUGCAUUUAAGUCAUCUCUGACCAUAGCACAUUUCUGUAGAUGUGCCUUCAAUAUGAUCCCUCUGCCACUCCUUCAUAUUGUUAGUUAUAUUGUCAUAAUUAAACAUUUCAUAAUUGAUACAUAUGUCAAUAGUUGCACAGAACAUUAAAAGUUAAAACACAUGUUAUCAUAUUUUCCCUUACAUUUCCCACACUAUAUGCAGUUUUACUUUUCAAUCAGACAUUAUUUAACAUCAAACCCUUUUUUAUUAUGCAGUAAGAGAUCAAUCAUAUUUUGAAAUGGUACUAUGUUGGUAACAUGUUGUUAUUUUAGCACUGACAUGUUUAAGAGAUUAUUAUAUUAUACGAAAAGUUGUUACCAUAGCAAUGUCCAGAUAUGAUCUUCAUGCUUUGAAAGACUUAGAAUAGACUGUCUGGACAAGUCUUGUAUGUCGCAGAAGGUCAAGUUUGUUGUGGUAAUCGAGCACAUGGAUGUGGUCAUGGAUAUUCUACCAGUAUAGUCCUAGUGAUGAAGCAAAAGACAGGACUUUUUGACGAUAAACCAUAAUAAAUAUUUAUUUAAAUAAAUAUUUGAACAUGGUUGAAAUUUAGUAUGUAGGCUAGUUUAGUAAUGUAUACUUGACAUGAAUGUUACCUGUCCAGAACAACCAAAGGAAUAGGAUAUUCCUAAUGUCCUAUGUCAUAAAUGUCUUUGCCAUGGCCACUUUUCAUCCAAUUUACAUUUUAACCCAUAAAAUGUUAACAUAUGUUACAUAGAAUGGGUUGUGGGCACGUAUGUCUAAAUGUAUUCCAUGCAACCAACAGCUCUGCAUUCUUUCAGUGUUGUCCAGACAGAUGCCUUCAGGGAAGUGGAUGUAGCUGGUAAUAGAUGUUUUAAGCAAGUAUGUGCAAUAUUGUAUAGAUGAUGAUGAUUGAUGAUGAUGGUGAAAUCGGAUGAUUGUCCAAUUGAGGACGGCUAAUUUCAAAAUGUGCUGCAAGUAUAGUAACAUGAUAAAUAUUUAUCAAAUUAUUACAAAAGCAGUGUACUCUGUCACUCCACGCUGACUGUGACAUGGCCUACAUUAAAACUUAACUCGCAAUGACAGUUUUGUUUUGUGUUAAUUGAUACACUUGAAUACACUGUAAAUGUAUUUGAUUUAAACAAUAUUGUAUUUUUUUGAGAAAAACACUAAAUACUUUUAAUCUUUCAUGAAAUUAAUGCAAAUAUAAAAUAUAUAAGCCUAUAUUUGUGUGUAAUUGCAUACAGAUUUCUGUAUGUUUAUGUUCAUAAUUUCACUAAAACCGAAUGAGAUUACAUUACGCAAAUGUAAUGCAGAAACUCAAAUAGAUUGCCACAGUAUUCCCAGUGUGUAUGUAGAAUAUAUAUCUAUAUAUGUUUCUAAGUGUACUACGCUCUGGAUUUUACUUUUGUCUGUUGAGUUUGACGGGUAGUAUUUUACUACCAGUAGAAUUCCAAUAUGGGAUUCAUUUAUGAAUCAUCCAUUUGAAAUGUGCCGCGUAUCACAAUGCAUUUCCAAUUAUUGUGUUAAUGAUGACCAUUACUCGUCGACCUUGACAGUUCGUAAGUUAAAUGUGUAUCUUUCUUUUUUAAAGCAGCCAAACUAAGACUGUACAGGCUGAAUAGGUCCUGUUUCUUGUAUCAACGAGAAACAUUUACUGGUUCCUUUUGUGCUUCAAAAGUUAUUAGGCAUGAAGAGUAACAUGUAUAAUCUUUAACAUACAUAUAAAUUAUAAAUGAAACAUUUACUGUGACUUAACUGUAAAUAUAAAAUAAACCAAAUUUAAUUAUGAA